Ceratitis capitata (Mediterranean fruit fly) is the source of this 1885-nucleotide messenger RNA. It is a transcript of the gene Inx7, whose product is annotated as innexin inx7. The record is from RefSeq and is a predicted model, not a curated record. The transcript has 4 exons. Gene Ontology annotation, biological process: phototransduction. The coding region runs from base 335 to 1615 and encodes 426 amino acids. Gene Ontology annotation, cellular component: plasma membrane; gap junction. Gene Ontology annotation, molecular function: gap junction channel activity. NCBI's taxonomy places the organism in Eukaryota, Metazoa, Arthropoda, Insecta, Diptera, Tephritidae.
UACAACAUUGGCAAUAAUAUAAUGUGGAGUGCGCGCAAUUGAAAUUGUGGAAAAUAAAAACAAAAAUUAUUUGGUUGUGUUGCAAUAUUUAAAAGUAGAGUCGAAAACAAAGAGAAAAUUAAGAAAAAAAAACAAUUUUAGCCAACAAACAAAACUCACUUGCGAAACAACGGUAAUAAAGUCACACUACUCAAUUAGUGUUUAUGUCAACAAAACGGCAGUUCAGAAAUUAUAUACGAAUAUUUCAUUACACUCUUUUGCUAGUGCACUGCAAUUUGAUGCUCUGUUCGCAGUGGCAGUAGAGCAUACACGUCGACGUAGGUGAUAAGCGAAAAUGUUGAACGCUUUCAGCACUGUUGCACCAUAUUUGAAAUUCAAUCCGAAAUAUGUGAUAGUGGAUAAUUUCGUAUUUAAAUUGCAUUACCGUUGGACAUUCAUACUUUUGUUGACCGCCACCAUUUUGGUGUCGAUGCGUCAAUAUUUCGGUGAGCAUAUCAAAUGCAUAUCGGACACGAUACCGGCGCAUGUGAUAAAUACAUAUUGUUUCUUCACCCCCACCUUCACGCUGGUGCGUCAUCUGAACAACAGCGCCUUAGAAAAGGGUAUCAUUUUUCAACCCGGCAUUGGACCGGAGCAGGGUCAACAUGAAGAAAUCAAGCGUCAUGCUUAUUAUCAGUGGGUACCAUUUGUGCUCUUCGGUCAGGCAUUGCUCUUCCAUUUGCCGCACUUCUUGUGGAAAAGUAUUGAAGGUGGCCGCAUUAAGGCACUCGUCUUCGGCUUACGUAUGGUCGGCCUCUCACAGUAUUUGAAAGAUCAAAGUCUGAAAAUCGGUAAACUAAAUAUACCAUCCAUGGAGGAGGCCGAAUCGCGUGUGAAGAAUAUACGACGCGCCAUGAUUGAUCGUAUGCGCGUCAAUCAGUCGUGGGGCGCACAUCUCGCAUUCACAGAGUUGCUCAACUUACUAAACAUAAUUUUACAAAUCUAUUUGACAAAUCGUUUUCUGAGUGGCGCCUUCUACAGUUUGGGCGUCAAAGUGAUACAAGAGCGUUGGACGAAUGAAAUGGAUGCACUCGAUGUGGUUUUUCCGAAAAUUACCAAAUGCCAUUUCCGCAAAUUCGGUCCGAGCGGCUCGCUGCAAAUGCACGACACACUCUGUGUGAUGGCGUUAAAUAUAAUUAACGAGAAGAUUUAUGCCAUUCUGUGGUUUUGGUAUGCGUUUGUUUUGAUAAUGUCGAUUUUGGGCUUGUUCUGGCGUCUGGCUACAUUUGCUUGCUAUAAAAAUGUACGCUUUACAAAAUUCACUUUCUCGUACUUCGCCAAGCCUGGACGCAUCGAUGAGCACGAAUUGGCUGCGGUUGUUGAGAAGUGUAAUUUCUCGAAUUGGAUGUUUUUAUUCUUUCUACGCAGCAAUAUUUCCGAGUUUCUUUUCAAGCGUGUUAUUUUCCAUUUGGCCAGCGAGUUGCCCGAUCCGGAGAAGGAUAACAGUAUUAAUGCUUUCUUAGAUAGACAACAAUCGGCGGUUGCAGCCGGGCCAAGCGGUGUAGCUCAUGUAGUGAUGCUGGACGAGGUGGAUACUCCGUUAUUGGCUAAUAAGGAUGGCACUAAAAUGGAUUAGAAACCCCAAAUGUUGCUCUUCAUUGAAUAUAGAAUUUAAGUAAACGAUUUUUAGUUAUUUUAAGCAAAUUAUUGUUAUUUUUUACGAAAAAAAUUUAAUUUAUGGAAUUUUAAAUUUGAAAAAAAGUCAAUGAAAUAUUAUUAACCAAAGGAGUGAGUAUCUUUUAUAAUGCGACCUCUCAGAUGAUGGAAUCAGAAAAGUAGAAAAUACUAUUUGUUUUUAUAAUUUCAUCUUUGCAUUUUUGAAACUAACUAAAAACUAAUUUUUAAU